AAAACUGGUUCAAUGUGAACUUCCUGAAAGCACCACAAACUUUGGACUGACUGCUUACAGCUGGACAGUAGUUGGUAGACAUUUUCUUUCCAAGCUCUGAGGUCUCAUCAGUUCAUCACCAUGCCAACUGAUGCGCAGACUGAUGCUCGCUCCUUCCUGAGUGAGGAUAUGAUAGCCGAGUUUAAGGCAGCUUUCGAUAUGUUUGACUCUGAUGGUGGGGGUGACAUCAGCACCAAAGAGCUGGGUACAGUGAUGAGGAUGCUGGGACAAAAUCCCUCCCGAGAGGAGCUGGACGCUAUUAUUGAGGAUGUAGAUGAGGAUGGAAGCGGAACAAUUGACUUUGAGGAGUUCCUGGUGAUGAUGGUGCAGCAGCUGAAGGAAGACCAGGCUGGAAAGACCGAGGAGGAGUUGUCAGAAUGCUUCCGUAUUUUCGAUAAGAAUGGUGAUGGUUUCAUUGACCGUGAGGAGUUUGGAGAUAUCUUGCGCUCCAUUGCAGAACCUUUGGCUGAGGAUGAAAUCAAUGAACUCAUGUCUGAUGCCGAUAAAAACAAUGAUAGCAAGAUUGACUUUGAUGAGUGGCUGAAAAUGAUGGAAAACAUACAAUGAUUGAGACAUUCUCCUAUAAUUAUCUGGCAUAUGAUUUGAAGAAUACCGCAGAAAAAAGGCAUAUAUUAGAGAAAGUUGUAAAUGUAUAGCAUAUUCCAAAGAUAACUUAAUAAAAGGACAGAAUCUAUGAUAGAUCCAUCUUAGAAGUCAUAGUAUCUUUCACAGUCUAAUUCAGAUAUAUCAUGCAUGGAAUCAUGUACUGAGGUGAAAUCUCAUUCUUGUUAGUUAUAAUGUAAAUGAGAAAGUAAUAAAUAGAAUACAAAUACUGAGACAUAAACAAUAGAAACCUGACAGUUUAAGAUAUGGACAUGAAGUCAUAGAUGCAGAAUUACAAUUACAAAAAAGUAAAUUGGCAUGGAAGCAGAACAUGCAAUAAAUGAAUAGGUGUAUUUUCAGAGUUAUGAGUCUAGACUGGGAGAGGCCAGAGUGUUCAGAAGUUGAAUGAUCUGAGGGGAAAAAAGCUGUUCUUCACAGUGUGCCUAUUUCUGGCAUUUCAGGAUAUAAAUAAACCUUUUUCCCAGUCCAAGACAUCAA
This is a messenger RNA of Paramormyrops kingsleyae, 1140 nucleotides long. RefSeq names its product troponin C, skeletal muscle-like. Gene Ontology annotation, cellular component: myosin II complex. The record is from RefSeq and is a predicted model, not a curated record. Lineage: Eukaryota; Metazoa; Chordata; Actinopteri; Osteoglossiformes; Mormyridae. Gene Ontology annotation, molecular function: calcium ion binding.